Messenger RNA from Hyla sarda, 5692 nucleotides. RefSeq names its product cell migration inducing hyaluronidase 2 (gene CEMIP2). The record is from RefSeq and is a predicted model, not a curated record. Bases 681 to 4823 code for a protein of 1380 amino acids. NCBI's taxonomy places the organism in Eukaryota, Metazoa, Chordata, Amphibia, Anura, Hylidae. The transcript has 24 exons.
AUCUCUAUAUAUGACAGUGCCGAUCCCUCUAACAUACAGUGCACUGUCCCUAUAGCUGAGCUGAUCUCUAUAUAUGACAGUGCCGAUCCCUAUGACAUACAGUGCACUGUCCCCAUAGCUGAGCCGAUCUCUAUAUAUGACACUCUUACAAAGUGUCCCUAAUCUCCGUUUCGUACAGUAGAGGUGAGCGGACUCCAGCAGGGGGCGCCCUCCUGGCGGUGCUGAGACUCCUCCCUGGGUGCUCCCGCAGACAUAUAUAUGGUGACCGGGCAGUGAUCGCUCAGUCUCAGGCGGAGUGGUGGCUCCGGUUUCCCUUCAUUUAGUUUUCCCCCCUCUUCCGUGUUCUUCGUAUUUCCUCCCCGGACUUAUAGCGGUAUCAGAGCCGAGAUCGCAGGGGGUGGAUGGAAACCCACGCCUACAGUGCCCCGUACACUGACCCACAACCGGGGAACAAAGAGGGCUGAGGUUGCCGGCGGCUCCAUUGUUGUGCGGGAGUCGAGCCGCAGGUCGGGGAGGAGAGCUGUGCGGAAACGUCAUUUCUGGGAGGAAAACUUCUUCCACCUAUUGAGCAACCGGUGCCUUGUGCUGAGAAGUGGCCUGUGCCAUGGGCAUGAGGGCACUGCCCGGCGCUCUGCACGUGUGAGACCCUGCGCCGCUCCGGUAAAACUAAACACAUUAUCAUGCAGUCUCCUGACUACAGGGGAGGAUCACGCCUCUUCCUCCAACCUCAGAAUGGCAGCAAUAUACGAUCACCGGGCUACGUGCCUGGCAGAAUUGUGCCAUUACGUCCACCGCCUCCUCCAAAGACUCAAGCAACAGCCAAAUUUAAUUCCUCUGGGCAAGAAGCACAUACAACCUUUGGGUUUUCAGGCAAUGGACAAAACAAUCACGCACAGGUUAUUCGCAGGAGAAGACACAAAAAUACCUUAAUAUGCUUUGCAAUUUCCAGUCUGACUUUUCUUAUUAUCCUUGCUAUUGUUCUAGGAAUAUCUUCUAAAUAUGCCCCUGAUGAAAAUUGUCCGGAUCAGAACUACUUUCUUAGUAACUGGAACCCUGGCCAUGACCCAAAUAAAAGAAUUGUCAUAAGGAAGGGGGACCUCUUGCGUUUGCAGUCUGAUGCCACAGUGCAUUCUAUAACCAUACAGAAUGGAGGUAAACUAGUCUUUGAAGAUGAUGAAAGUGGGUCAAAAAAUAUUACUCUUAGGACUCGUUCUAUCCUAAUACAGGAUGGUGGAGCGCUUCAUAUUGGAGCAGAGAAAUGCAGCUACAAAUCCAAAGCAAAUAUUAUCUUGUACGGUAGAUCAGAUGAAGAAGGUAGUGUGCCAGUAUUUGGGAAGAAGUUCAUUGGUGUAUCACCUGGUGGAACACUGGAAUUACACGGUUCCAAAAAGUUAUCUUGGACCCUAUUGACAAAAUCUCUUACUCCGUCCGGACUUCUAGCCGGAGCAUACAGCUUUGAACGCACUUUUUCUAGAGGUCUGAAUGUGAGAGUUGUGGACCAAGAAACGGCUCAGUUAUUAGUGACUGAAAAAUUUGACACCUUUAGUUCUGAAGAUGAAAGCAAGAGGUUGCAGAAUUUCCUCAAUGCUCUACCACCAGGUCGUAUCGUUGCCAUGGCAGUAGGGGACUCUGCCGAAAAAAAACUACUUCAAGAAACUCGCCUGACCAUUCAACGUCUUCUUGGUAGUAGUCAAGUGAAAUUCUUGUCAUAUAGACAAGCUUGGGCACUCGUCAGCGUUGUUGGUGGGAGUAACACCUCGUGCAGUGAAAGUACCAGAGACUACGAAAAUCAUAGCACUCGAGGAAAGGCAGAAGCAGAGAAAGUAUUUACUACGCUGGAUGGACAGCGAUUUGCUGUGAAAGCCUACAGUGAAUGGAACCUUGGUAAAGCCAUUUCCGGAUUUAGCAUUGAAGCUGUUGAUGGGAUUGUGGUAGACCUCAUGGAUGAUGUGCACACUUGGCAGCCAGGAGAUCAAAUAGUUGUUGCCAGCACAGACUAUUCAAUGUAUCAAGCUGAAGAGUUUACCCUCCUGUCUUGUCCAGAAUGUAAUAAAUUUCAAGUUAAAAUAAAAGUUCCAACAAAAGAAACACCCAUGUUUUUCCAUAUGGGGGAAAUCACAGAAGGUUUGGACAUGCGGGCUGAAGUGGGAGUCCUUACAAGGAACAUUGUCAUCCAAGGAGAAAUGGAGGAGACUUGUUAUGGGAACAACCAAUGCCAGUUCUUUAAUUUUGAUACCUUUGGAGGCCAUAUUAAGAUAUUGCAGAACUUCACGGCUGUUCAUCUGUCAAAUGUUGAACUGAAGAAUAUGGGCCAGCAAGUAAUGGGCAGCUACCCCGUCCAUUUUCACCUGUGUGGGGAUGUUGAUGAAAUGGGAGGUUACAGUCCUGGAACGUAUGUUGAUGGCCUUUCCAUUCACCAUAGCUUUUCCAGAUGUGUCACAGUCCAUGCAACAAAUGGCUUGUUGAUAAAGAACACAAUUGGCUAUGACACACUGGGACACUGUUUCUUUCUGGAAGAUGGCAUAGAACAAAGGAACACUCUGUUUCAUAACCUUGGACUUGUUACCAAGCCAGGCACAUUAUUACCCACAGACCGAAAUAAUACAGUCUGCACAGCUAUGAGGGAUAAAGUAUAUGGAAACUACGUUCCUAAUCCAGCCACUGACUGCAUGGCAGUAUCGACGUUCUGGAUAGCCAAUCCCAACAAUAACUUGAUAAGUAAUGCAGCCGCUGGCUCUCAGGAUGCCGGGAUCUGGUAUGUGUUCCACAAGUCUUCAACUGGAGAAUCCCAUGGGCUUUAUCCAGAUACCAAAUCGGAGCUCACACCUCUUGGUAUAUUUUACAAUAACAGAGUCCAUUCGAACUUUAAGGCAGGCUUGUUUAUUGAUAAAGGUGUGAAAACCACAAAUGCCAGUGCCGAAGACCCAAGAGAGUAUCUGUGUUUGGAUAAUAAUGCCAGGUUUCGACCCCAUGUGGACGCUGAUCCCCAAAAACCAAGAGUUGCUGCGCUGAUCGACAGCCUUGUUUCUUUUAAAAAUAAUGACCAUGGGGCUUGGGUGAGAGGAGGUGACAUCAUCAUAAGAAAUUCAGGAUUUGCUGACAAUGGAAUUGGGCUCACAUUUGCUAGUGAUGGAAGUUUUCCAAAAGAUGAAGGCUCCAGCCAGGAAGUUUCUGAAUCUCUGUUUAUAGGUGAGAGUAGAAAUUAUGGAUCUCAAGGAGGCCAAAACAAAUACUGGGGGACUGGAGGAGCGUAUAAUAGAAAUCGCACGCUUCCUAGAAACAGGACGUUCCCAAUCAGAGGCUUCCAGAUUUAUGAUGGGCCAAUCCGUCUUACAAAGAGCACAUUUAAAAACUUCAUGCCAACAGCUGACCGCUAUACAAGUGCAAUUGGCUUCUUGAUGAAAAAUCCAUGGCAACUAACACCUAGGAACAAUGUUUCAUCCCUUAAAUUUGGAGCUAAUGUUUCAUUAAGAGCGUUUUUUGGUCAGUCUGGGCCAUGGUUUGAAAUUGGUGAUAUGGAUGGGGACAAAAACUCUAUCUUCCAUGACGUGGAUGGAUCGGUAACAAAUUAUAAUGAUACAUAUGUGGCGAGAAUGGACAACUUUUUGGUCAGGCAUCCAAAGUGUGUCAAUGUUACAGAAUGGAAUGGAGUCAUCUGUAGUGGAAAAUAUGCACAGGUCUAUGUUCAAGCACGAAAUCCCCAGAAUCUCACCAUGACCAUAGUGAGAGAUGAGUAUCCGUCAAAUCCUAUGACUCUAAGGGGAAUCAACCAAAAAGCUCCUUACCAGCAGUAUCAGCCGGUGGUGAUGUUGGAAAAGGGAUACACCAUUCAUUGGAAUGCACAGGCUCCACAAACUACUCACCUUUACCCUAUCAACUUUGACAAAGGCGACUGGCUUAGGAUUGGUCUUUGUUAUCCUCCAGACACAAGCUUUCAGGUGAUGUCACAAAUAGUCAAGAGCCAAACGUUUCCCGUUGAAGAAUAUCAGCCUGUAUCCUCCAUAGAAGAACUGCAGAAGAGACGGACGGAGGGGAAAUAUUUUUUUGAUAACGGCACAGGAUUACUUUUCCUCUUUCUCCAAGCAAAACACAACCGCAACAGCUACAGCUAUUGCUCUUCUCAGGGAUGUGAAAGGGUUGUGAUCAAUGCCACGUUUCGAUCCAAAGCAACCAGCAACUGCAUGACCAAAGCAUACCCCUUAUAUGGCAAAGCACCUUCAGCAACAAAGCCAAUGCCACUUAAAUCAACUAAGAGUUGCACAGACUGUGGAGCAUCACAGGUUGUCUUCACCAGUGAUCCUCAUAAUAUCUACCUCCCCUUGGAAAUUCAAUCCCUUAGUAAAGAGGAAAUCCAACAAGGAGCGACUGAAUCUUUUAUUUUGGUUAAUGGCACCAAGUAUUCCUUUCAACAAGCUGGUUUAUUCGUCGUUGUCAUUGACGCUUGCACUGGAGCAGUAAAAGAAGACUUGCAUGUUAAACAAGAAGAUUUUGAUGUACUGGAAAACAGAAUCCCUCAAAGAUCAAUAGUUGCCAUUGCAUCACGUGGAUACAUAGCGGAUUAUGGCAAAAUUGCACAAUGGUUAUACUCUCUGGGAACAGCUAAACCAGCAAUUCUUCAGAAUAAAGGUAGCAUUGCCUUCUUUGGAUACAAAGGAAAGUUUAAACUAUCUUGGACAAAACUAUUCAUGAGUCCUGCUGGGCAGGGCUUGGGACUACUGGAUAGCUAUAUACCUUUACAGCAUGACGCCUAUGAAUGUCGAAGAGUCGGCUCAAAUAAAAGAAAAGAUAUGGAACUAUUGAAAAGAGCUUUAAAUACACAUUAGAUUAAUAUAUGCCUUCCAGGGGCGUGUCAAGCAAAAAUGUGAACUAACUUAUUUAAUUUAUGGCAGUUACACUGUUAUCCAGCAAAAAUCAUGUUACUGUGUUCCUUACAGCUGGGGCCUAAAAUCAAUGCCCUAAUGCCAAUGCACCUUCUAGUUGUAUAUAAUUCUUUGAUUUUUUUUUUUUUUUUUGACUGUUUUGUAAAGAUAGGAUUUGCAGAUGUUAUGGUUUUUGGUGGUUUUGUAUGUGCUGUAAACUGUAUUUUUAUACUUUUUUAUAUUACUGAUAUUUUAUGGUGUAUAUUUUAUGGAUCUGACUGGAAGCGUUUUAAGUGUGUAUUUCUUUGCACAGUGGUUUACUUGAAAGGUAUUUAUCAUUAAAAUCUUUCUACAAGUCACUGAUAUUGGCAUUCACAGAUUUUUAGUGGGGAUAUAGAAAUAUGGCAAGUGUUGCGUUCAGUUACAGCCCCCUGGUCAGAUGAACAUUUUAUGCCUUUUUUUUUUUUUUUACUUUUACAUGUUUACUACAGGGAAUACAUAUGUAAAUGAAAAUUCACAAUCUUUGCAGUGCGGAAAGAAACAUUCUGCAGACAUUUGGGAAAAUUGGAGCAGUUGCCCAUAGCAACCAAUCACAUUGUUUGUCAUUUUUUAGAAGCCUUUUAAAAAUGAAAUAAGUAAUCUGGUUGUUAUGGACAACUGUACAAUGUUACCUCUGUACGGGUCUUUACAGAUUUACCGUAUUUUUCGCCAUAUAAGACGCACCUAAUUUUAAAGGAGGAAAAUCUAGAAAAAAAAAGAUUCUGAACCAAAUACUGUAGUAAAAUAUUUUAUAUCAGUAUAGUUCCCCCACAAUAGUUGGCAGUAUAGUUCCC